AUGUCCACCAUCUACAACUUCAAGGCAAUGACCGUCGUCCCGACGUACAAGGACUUCAUUGACAUUGUCCUGUCCAAGACGCAGCGCAAGACGCCCACUGUGGUGCAUAAAGGGUACCACAUUUCCCGCAUCCGUCAGUUCUACAUGAGGAAGGUGAAGUUCACUCAAAAGACGAUCAAUGAGAAGCUCACCCACGUCUUGACAGAGUUCCCUCGCAUGGACGACAUUCACCCAUUCUACGGCGACCUCAUGCAUGUGCUUUACGACCGCGACCAUUACAAGGUGGCUCUCGGCCAGGUGGGCGCGGUGCGGCACAUGGUUGACAACAUUGGACGCGACUACGUGCGUUUGUUGAAGUAUGGUGACUCGCUCUAUCGAUGCAAGCAGCUGAAACGCGCCGCAUUGGGCCGUAUGGCGACCGCGUGCAAGAAACUCACAAGUGCAAUGGUGUAUUUGGAAAAGGUCAGACAGCACAUGUCACGCCUUCCGUCCAUUGAUCCGAAUGCGCGAACGCUGCUCAUCACCGGCUUCCCCAAUGUGGGUAAAUCGAGCUUUAUGAAUAAGGUCACUCGCGCGGAUGUGGAGGUGCAGCCGUACGCCUUCACGACGAAGUCUCUCUUUGUUGGCCACACUGAUUACAAGUAUGCCAGCUGGCAGGUGAUUGAUACCCCCGGUAUUCUUGAUCACUCUCUUGAAGAGCGCAACGUUAUUGAAAUGCAGGCAAUCACGGCGCUGGCACAUCUCCGCGCGUGCAUAUUAUUCUUCAUGGAUGUUAGUACCCAAUGUGGGUAUUCCGUCGCGCAGCAGGUUUCGCUCUUUAAGUCAAUCGGACCGCUCUUCACCGGGAAGCCGGUGGUUGUCGUCUUCAACAAGAGUGACAUCUGCACCAUCGACGACAUCUCGGCGGAGGAGCAUGCUCUUAUCAUGGAGGCGAUUGAAGAGGCGGGUGCAAAGUGGAUUACCACCAGCACGCUGACAGACCUUGGCGUUGGGGACCUCAAGACACUUUCCUGCGACACGCUGCUCGCUCAUCGCUCCGAGCAGAAGGAGGGCAGUGGGCGCUUCCAGGCGAUCCAAAACCGUCUCUACUGUGCCGUGCCACAAAAGCGCGACAACCUGGAGCGACCCGCCCACGUUCCCACAUCAGUGCUGUACGAAGAGGAGGAGCGCACCACCAGUGGGCCGGCGCGCGUUCGCCGCAAGACCGAGCGCGACUACGAGUGGGAGAAUGGUGGCCCUGGCCAGUAUCAACCAAACGAGCGCAAAACGUGGGACCUGGAGAACCCAGAGUGGGUCGACGACAUCAUUCCAGACAUCAUGGACGGCCACAACAUCUACGACAACAUCGACCCGGAUAUUCACGAGCGAUUGUUGGAAUUGGAGGCGGAAGAGGAUGCGCGGCUGCAGGAGAUGGAGAUCGAGGCCUCCAAGAAGCGUCCCCAAUAUGAUUUGAGCGACACGACUCUGGAUGCUGUUCGCUUCAUCAAGGACAAAGUAAAGGUGCUCAAGAUGGAGAGGGCGAUGAAGAAUCCCGCUAUCCGCCGUACCAGAAAGCAGGCGGACGCGAUUGAGAAGUUUAACAGCCGAACGGGUAGCCAAGACGCUCGCUCUGCGACACCCGGUGCCUCUUCAUCUUCCGGUGCCGCCAACAGCAGCACCACCACUGCCGGUAAGAAACGUGGCCGCUCGAUAUCUGUCGCACAGGAGGCGGUGAUGCGCGACCGGUCAGGCUCGACGCAUGUUUCCACGAAGUCAACACGUAGUAUUAGCUCGCGUUCUGCGAGCCGUGAGCGCUCCCUGAGCGUGAGCCGCGGGGAGGGCUUCCGCGAUGUCAAUGAAAAGCUCCGCGCAGUGAAACUGAGCAAGGUGAAGGCGCGCCCGCGCAACCGCCAGGCUAGGAAGGGCGAGGGCGACCACCACACACCAAACCUCCGCCCCAAGCAUCUCUUUACGGGUAAAAUAAAAACAAACGGUAAGCGCGACAGGCGGUAA
Molecule: messenger RNA, 1992 nt
Organism: Trypanosoma grayi
Lineage: Eukaryota; Euglenozoa; Kinetoplastea; Trypanosomatida; Trypanosomatidae
Product: Nucleolar GTP-binding protein 1
Exons: 1
Coding region: 1-1992 (663 amino acids)
Biological process (GO): ribosomal large subunit biogenesis
Cellular component (GO): nucleolus
Molecular function (GO): GTPase activity; GTP binding; RNA binding
Source: RefSeq, a predicted model, not a curated record